AAAUGAUUAUUGUGAAAAUUGGUUCGAAGAUAAUGAUUAGACGGAACAUUGAUGUUACGUUAGGCCUCGUCAACGGCACUAUUGGUACAAUAACGGCAAUAUCCCGAGCUGCUGAUACCGGCGACGUAGAAACAGUGCAAAUUGUCUUAGCUACAGGCGUCGUACAUAUUUUGGAGCGCGUUGAUGUGAAAUUUGAGGUAAUGGGAGGCGCCUUUGUUAUCCGAAGACAAUUUCCUAUUUGCCUCAGUUACGGUAUUACAAUUCAUAAAAGUCAGGGCCUGAGUCUAAAGAAUGCCGUAAUCGAUGCAGGUAAUUCCGUAUUUGCUUGUGGACAAGUGUACGUUGCUCUUUCACGAGUAACUUCAUUAGAAGGUCUGCAUUUGAUCAAUUACGAUCCAUACUCUGUGUUAGCGAAUGGGGUAGCCAUUUUAGAAUAAAAUAGAUUGAGAAAAGAGUAUCGUCCAGAUCUCAUACCGAUGCCUCUUACGUCAGUAAGAGCACAGAAAGUAGCUGACUGCAGAUGGUCGAUUGCAAAAGAUGUUGUCACAUGUCAGGUACCAGCUGAAGAAAAAACUGCAGCUAAAUUGUGGCAAAUAAAAGGCUUACGAAACGUCGAUCACGUUUCUUGCUACGCUAACGCAACGAUUCAGUGUAUAUUUCACUGUAGAACAUUCAGGGACCAUUUAUCACGUCAAAACCAAACAGACGAUAUUUUUUAAAUGUUGAUCGAUUGUUAUGCUAGAUCAGAAGCCCCGGUAAAUGUAUUUCCUGUCAGGGCACUUGCGGGUGAACACUUUACUGCAAAUGAGCAACAAGAUGCUUCAGAAUUUUUAGCAGGUUUAAUUUCUCACUGCGAUAAUCUCAGCAUAAUAGUUGAGCACCAGCUCACGAUAAAACUGCACUGCAAAGAUUGCGGUUACACUAAUACCUCAAUCGAACGGAGUAACAUACUGUUACUGGCGCUGCCCAAAUCUUGCAAAAAACCACCGAGCUUAUCUGACCUAAUCAAUGAUAAUCUUUCGCACUGGAAAACGGUCGAAGGAUCGUGCGGUACUUGUAAAUCGAAAGAAAUGAGCGUAAAAACUGACAUAUCAUCAGCAAACAGGUGUUUAAUUAUUCAGCUAAUGCUAUUUUCAGUAGAGAAUGGAAAAGUCACGAAAAUGAAUGGUUACGGUAGAAAAGCAGUACCUACAGAGAAAAUCAUGAUCUGCACUAAAGUUUACAAGGUUAAUAGUGCGAUAUUCCACCAUGGCCGCAACAUAACCGAAGGGCAUUAUACAAGCAUGCUUCGAGAAGGGACGUCUGCCUGGGUGAACGCUAAUGACGCGAACAUCAGAAAACAACCCUGGCCAAGAAAUGCUAAGGACGCAUACAUAUUCUUCUUGCGGCAAAUCUAAAGGCAGUGCCAGAAAUAUUGUAAGAAUAUGAAGAUAACUACAACAAGCGAACUAAACAGACGCAAUGCAAUCGCGUUUAUAAGCCCUGCAUGUCAGUAACUCCGCCAUUGGCGGUCCCAAGCCCGGAUGAGAAAGGAGGAGGGCUGCAUGCAGGGUUUAUAGUUACAAAAAUAUAUCCGGCGGAACUAAGUGCAAUACUUGAAAUGAAUCAGAUAUUCUUAUUAUAUUCCUUACAGACACGCAGGGCGCCCUAGAUCGACCUAGGAAAUAAAAGUUUUAACAACAUUGAUAAUGGACCGCCUCUUACAACUUUCAGCUUCGAACUAAAGAUACAUUAGGGCAAAAUAAUAAUCGGAGAACACUGCGCUUCGUGCCAUAUACAGAGAGGACUCGUGGAUGCGGGCCAGCGAAGCUCACGCACGUAAAAUUUUAGUGGUGGACUGAGAAAUGUCAAUCCAAAGUACAACUCGGCCUUCAUUUGUCGCGGUAGCACCACUGCGUCAACAUUCCGAUAUUAUCGCAGCAGUUGGAUUUUAGAAAAAUUCGGAAUGCAGUGUUUACUAUCAGAUGCCGUACGGCUAAAAAUGAUAAGCAUUCGUGUUUGGAGAAUGCACUCCAAUAGGAAAGAAAAUAGAACAAGUUCGGCCGUAGAGACGAGAAAGAGAAGAAGGUGUGUAAAAAUAGCGGAUGCGUAUCUGCUGUUAUCAUGAAUGAUGUGUUAUCUAUUGGUGCAAUGACUGGUGCUUAUUGUUAUUUCGAGCGGUCACCGAUUGAGUCGACGGAAGAAAGUUUCAGCAAAGAUGAGUUUGGAGUAUCAUCUUCCUUGCAGUUACUACAAGAUCCUUUGGUUCAAAGAUCCUGCGUCCUACUCUAGAUCCUACUCCAACGCUACCAAUGAGUUUACAAGUCUCUCUCGAUCAAUACGUGAGACCUUUGGUUCAUCUGCUGCGAUUAGUGGUAUCUGUUAUCGAGCAAGAAGGAGUAUCGACGGGCAGAAAUACUAUAACUGCGUGCCAACCAUGUAACCAUCAACCAAAGGUGUACCAGAAGCUUGAACGUGAUCAGGCUGUUUUGUAACAAAUCUUCUGUCAUCAUUUAUUCAAUAAACUGCAGUUGAAGUGCUCA
Athalia rosae (coleseed sawfly) is the source of this 2522-nucleotide messenger RNA. RefSeq lists its product as uncharacterized. The transcript has 3 exons. Gene Ontology annotation, biological process: protein deubiquitination. The record is from RefSeq and is a predicted model, not a curated record. The coding region runs from base 720 to 1397 and encodes 225 amino acids. Gene Ontology annotation, molecular function: cysteine-type deubiquitinase activity. Lineage: Eukaryota; Metazoa; Arthropoda; Insecta; Hymenoptera; Athaliidae.